Messenger RNA from Orycteropus afer afer, 1984 nucleotides. RefSeq names its product secreted frizzled related protein 2 (gene SFRP2). Gene Ontology annotation, biological process: non-canonical Wnt signaling pathway; canonical Wnt signaling pathway; negative regulation of canonical Wnt signaling pathway. Gene Ontology annotation, molecular function: Wnt-protein binding. NCBI's taxonomy places the organism in Eukaryota, Metazoa, Chordata, Mammalia, Tubulidentata, Orycteropodidae. The record is from RefSeq and is a predicted model, not a curated record.
GGCUCACUCUAGUCCCCCGGGUCGGAGCCCCCAAGAGCUGCGUGCCGAGUUGCAGCGCAAAGCCAAGCGGAGAGCGCUUCGCUUGCGCCGUGCUCCUCGCGCUCGGCUCCCUCGCGCUCCUGUUACUGCCUUCCAGAUCUUCUAGCCGCUCCGAGCGGAGCGAGCGGGCCCGGGACGAGCUCGAGCUCCAGCCGCCUCGCGUUUCCCCGCUCCGGCCCGCCGCCCCCCGGGGGUCGCGCGCCCACAAUGCCGCAGGGCCCCGGGUCGCUGCUGCUGCUGGUCCUCGCCUCGCAUUGCUGCCUGGGCUCGGCGAGGGGGCUCUUCCUCUUUGGCCAGCCUGAUUUCUCCUACAAACGCAGCAACUGCAAGCCCAUCCCGGCCAACCUGCAGCUGUGCCACGGCAUCGAAUACCAGAACAUGCGGCUGCCCAAUCUGCUGGGCCACGAGACCAUGAAGGAGGUGCUGGAGCAGGCGGGCGCCUGGAUCCCUCUGGUUAUGAAGCAGUGCCACCCAGACACCAAGAAGUUCCUUUGCUCGCUUUUCGCGCCCGUCUGUCUCGACGACUUGGACGAGACCAUCCAGCCGUGCCACUCGCUCUGUGUGCAGGUGAAGGACCGCUGCGCCCCAGUCAUGUCCGCCUUCGGCUUCCCUUGGCCUGACAUGCUAGAGUGCGACCGCUUCCCCCAGGACAACGACCUCUGCAUCCCCCUCGCCAGCAGCGAUCACCUCCUGCCGGCCACCGAGGAAGCUCCUAAGGUGUGUGAAGCCUGCAAAAAUAAAAAUGAUGAUGACAACGACAUAAUGGAAACUCUUUGUAAAAAUGAUUUUGCCCUCAAAAUAAAAGUGAAGGAGAUAACUUACAUCAAUCGAGAUACCAAAAUCAUCCUGGAGACCAAGAGCAAGACCAUUUACAAGCUGAACGGUGUAUCCGAAAGGGACCUGAAGAAAUCGGUGCUGUGGCUCAAAGACAGCUUGCAGUGCACCUGCGAGGAGAUGAACGACAUCAACGCACCCUAUCUGGUCAUGGGACAGAAGCAGGGCGGCGAGCUGGUGAUAACCUCAGUGAAGCGGUGGCAGAAGGGGCAGAGAGAGUUUAAGCGCAUCUCCCGCAGCAUCCGCAAGCUGCAGUGCUAGUUCCGGCGCCCAGGUUCUUCCUGGCAGGCCGGCUUCAGAGCUCGGCUGACCAUUUUCGCUCCGGGACUCAGCUCUUAUUCCCAAGCACAGUCCCUGGGCUCCAGCCCCAGCCUGGAGUUUCUCCCCUGCCUUUUGCACGUUUGCACCCCCAGCAUCUCCUGAGUUAUAAGACCCCAGGAAUGGAUAGCUGUUUUCACCUAAAGGAAAAACUCACCCAAAUCUUGUAGACAUAUUCAAACUAAUAAAACCAUGAAUAUUUUUAUGAAGUAUUAAAAUAGCUCACUUUAAAGCUAGUAUUGAAUAGAUGCAACUGUGACUUGGGUCUGAUUUUUUUUUCUUUCCUGUUUGGAUCAGCUGGUUUUCACUUUCAUUGAGGUUGCCAUAACAUGCAAACCAUGUCAUGUGUCAAUGUGGCCUAAAUAGUUGUGGGUCAUAAACACUGUUGAGAUAAAGCUGGCUGUUAUCUCAACAUCUCUCUCAGCUCCAGUGUGUAAGUCUUGUAACAAUUCAUUUGUCAUGUUACAUCCUAGUUGGAAACUGUUGGUAUGUAUUACAUUUCCAGCUACAAUACUUCCACUGAUUUUAAAAAACACAUUAACUAUUAAUCAUAGCAUGGUUUCUUUGAAUUAAAGGACAGAACAGAUAAAUUUUAUAAUUGACCUGAGUACUUUAAGCAUUUUAAAAAAACAUUUUUUACUUAAUUUUGCAAAUUAAACCAUUGUAGCUUUCCUGUAAUAUACAUAGUAGUUUACCUUCAAAAGUUGUAAAAAUAUUGCUUUAACCAACCCUGUAAAUAUUUCAGAUAAACAUUAUAUUCUUGUAUAUAAACUUUACGUCCUGUUUUAACUAU